GAAAGUAAAAGACCCAAAUGGAUAAUCAAAUAGUGGUUUCUGACUACGCCCAGAUGGAUCGAGUGCUGCGAGAAGAAAGAGCCUAUAUUUUAAAUUUAGUGAAGCAAAUUAAAAAAACAGGAUGUAAUGUCCUUCUCAUACAGAAGUCUAUUCUAAGAGAUGCUCUUAGUGAUCUUGCAUUACAUUUUUUGAACAAAAUGAAGAUUAUGGUGAUUAAGGAUAUUGAAAGAGAAGACAUUGAAUUCAUUUGUAAGACAAUUGGAACCAAACCAGUUGCCCAUAUUGACCAAUUCACUGCUGACAUGCUGGGUUCUGCUGAGUUAGCUGAGGAAGUCAAUUUAAAUGGUUCUGGCAAGCUGCUCAAGAUUACAGGCUGUGCCAGCCCUGGAAAAACAGUUACAAUUGUUGUUCGUGGCUCUAACAAACUGGUGAUAGAAGAGGCUGAGCGCUCCAUUCAUGAUGCCCUAUGUGUUAUUCGCUGUUUAGUGAAGAAGAGAGCUCUUAUUGCAGGAGGUGGUGCUCCAGAAAUAGAGUUAGCCCUACGAUUAACUGAAUAUUCACGAACAUUGAGUGGUAUGGAAUCCUACUGCAUUCGUGCUUUUGCAGAUGCUAUGGAGGUCAUUCCAUCUACACUAGCUGAAAAUGCUGGCCUGAAUCCCAUUUCUACAGUAACAGAACUACGAAACCGGCAUGCCCAAGGAGAAAAAACUACAGGCAUUAAUGUCCGAAAGGUAAUAAUUUAAUCUUUAGUUAUUGCAGAGAA
This is a messenger RNA of Microcebus murinus (gray mouse lemur), 763 nucleotides long. NCBI's taxonomy places the organism in Eukaryota, Metazoa, Chordata, Mammalia, Primates, Cheirogaleidae. The record is from RefSeq and is a predicted model, not a curated record.